This is a messenger RNA of Calypte anna (Anna's hummingbird), 3009 nucleotides long. RefSeq names its product deltex E3 ubiquitin ligase 3L (gene DTX3L). Bases 10 to 2232 code for a protein of 740 amino acids. The record is from RefSeq and is a predicted model, not a curated record. The transcript is spliced from 5 exons. Gene Ontology annotation, biological process: protein ubiquitination; Notch signaling pathway. NCBI's taxonomy places the organism in Eukaryota, Metazoa, Chordata, Aves, Apodiformes, Trochilidae.
GGUGGCGUAAUGGCGACGGAGCCGCUGCUGGUGCGGCUCAGCCCCGCGCCCGACAGAGGCGAGAAGCUGCAGCGCAAGAUCCAGCUGUACUUCCAGUCAGCCAAGCAGUCGGGGGGAGGCGAGUGCCAGGUUCUGCCAGGACCCGAGGCCGGUACCUACUGGGUGCACUUCCAGCAGGAGCGAGAUAAGAAGAGCGUGGAAUCCCGCAGGGAUCACGUCCUGCAAAUCGGUGACAAACAGCUGGAGAUAAUCAUCCAGCCGGGAGAAGGGGAGCGGAGCAAGAGCCGGUAUGCAGAGCAAGCCUCCCCCAGCCACGACGUCCCUUCCAGCUCUUCCCCAGCUCAGCAGGAGCAGCCGGCAGCCAAAAGCUAUGGAGACAAGGCAAAAGAAGUCCUUACCAAAAAGAUAUUUCUUACAGUGUCUGCGACUUUGAAUACCAGUAUGUUCACCAAACAGCAGAGGGAGAAAAUUACCACUAUAUGUCCAAAUUUAAAAAGAGAAGGAAAUCUUGAUAUUGAUGGCUUUGAGAAACUGACAGGAGAUUUUACAGAUAUUGAAGAAGCUUAUUCUUAUUUUAAGGGUAUCCUUGCAGACAAUAACCCAAACUAUGAUUUUUCACAUUCUGAAAGUAAGAAGGGUCUGGAAGAAGCGAAUGGUCCAAAUACUGAAGAAAUUAAUGAUCUUGUAGUUGUGUCAUCUCUAUAUGAAUAUUUCAGUCAUGCUUGCAAAGACAAAAUCAAACAACUGCGGGAACGUUUUGGAGUGUAUAUAAGAAGUAAAGAUCUUGAUGAUGGGAACACAUCAAUAUGCCUCCUUUCUGAUGGAAGUCCUGCAUCUAUAGAAGAAGCUCAAGAUUUUUUUAUCAGAGCUUAUCAGGAAAGUGUGAGAGAUCUGAAACAGGAAAUAAUUCCCAUAACAAACAGUGGCAUGUUAAAUGACACAAUAAUGAAUUUAAAUGCUAAGUUUAGUAAUCUCCUAGUCAGAGAGGAAGAGAAUCAGUUGCUACUCCGUGGUCCAGCUACUUUGAUUUCAGCUGCCAAAAGAUUUCUGUCAGAGGGAGGUGAGAAUGGUCAAGCUGAAAAGAAUAUGAAAAUAUCAUCUGAACUAUAUGAAUACAGGAAUGGAAUUGAAGUUGAUGCUUCUGUGUUUAAAUUGUUGGAAACAAUAUUAAGCAAAGAAAUGGAAGACAUUCAAGAAAAAUUUGAUACAGUGAUAGAAAAAGAAGGCAGUUCAUAUGGCCAGAAGAUGUUAAUAGUAUUUAGGCCUAAGAUUAAAACUUGCUGUGAUAUGUCUUCACAUGCUGCUGAAAGUUUCAUCAAUGCAUUUCAGAAUGCCUAUGCAAUGUUAAGAGAGAAACACAUCAUCUUGAAGCUUUCAGAAAAGCAGAAGGAAAGAUUAAGUAUGCUACUGAAUGGAAAACCAGUGGAAGGUCUGCAUGUAAAACUUAAGAAGAAGGAAGACAAGCUAAUUUUAACAGGUUUACCAAACCAUCUUUGUGCUGCUGAAAAGCACAUCAUGAAGUUUCUUGACAUUGAAGACUCGACACAAACUCAAAAUAGAACAUCACUGUCCUCUGAUCUCAGGCAUCAAGAAGGAGAGUCUGAGAAGAAAUACAAUGACAGGCAGAAGAACAAUCUUUCUUCUGAAGGGCAGUCUCAGACAAAGACAGAUGAAGAAGGCAAAGACACAUGUCCGAUUUGCAUGGACAGAAUUAAAAACAAAGAAAAGAUGAAAAAGUGCAAUCAUGAAUUUUGCAAAACUUGCAUUACCAAGGCCCUGGCUCAUAGGCCAUUUUGUCCUGUUUGUAAUACAGUCUAUGGACUCAUGAAAGGAGAUCAGCCAGAGGGAACAAUGUCAACUAGUACAUUGCCUUCUUCUCUCCCUGGUUACCCCAAUUGUGGUACUAUUUUGAUUACGUAUCUUAUGAAAGGUGGUUUUCAAACCAGCAAGCAUCCAAACCCAGGGGCACCUUUUGAUGGAACUACUCGACUGGCAUAUUUACCUGACAAUGAGGAAGGGCGAGAAAUUCUGCAUCUCCUCAGAAGAGCCUUUGAUCAAAAAUUGAUCUUCACAGUGGGGCGCUCACGUACUACUGGUAAAGAAAAUGUUAUCACAUGGAAUGAUAUUCAUCACAAAACAUCCAAGGUGGGAGGACCUUCCAAUUAUGGUUACCCUGAUCCUGAUUAUCUGCAGCGGGUUCGAUUAGAACUGAAAGAAAGAGGAAUUGAAUAAAGAAGUUUAUCAACCAUCAGCUCUGAAGUGUAAUAACAUGUAACAUGAUAUUUGUUCUUACUACAGAUCCUUUACUUCCAUCAAUCAUGCUUCCCUGUAUGUGUAACCUUUCUAGAGUCUUGUGAGGGCAGUAUUGGUGCUUACUGUGUGUGUUGAACAUCAAAUUGCAUAUCUUAUUUUACCAGUGAAACUGACAGAUCCACUGCCAGCUUUUAUUUGAUCAUUUACUUCACCUUUGUGUUAUUAUUAUGUUUAUUAUUAUUAUGAUAGCAUCGUGUAACCCAUGUGCUGGAAAAUUUUUAUGCAGCUAUUAUAGUAUCAGCUGUGAUCAGGCUAUGAUCUUUUGUUUCUUUUUCUUUCCAGGAUGGGAAUGGCAUUAGUGGUUUGGGUUUUAAACAUGAAAGUGGCAUGGGUAAUGUAUGAGGGGUAUUUGUAUGCUGCUGUAUUUUUAACCCCGCAGAAGUGCUGAACACUCAGAGCCAAGUUGGAGCAGUGCCCGUGGCUGUCUCUGAUGGUGGGGUCCUGGUUUUGUGCUCCUAUCAUAUUUGAGCUUAAAUGCAACUUAAGUCAGCUUUGCAACUGUAAAAUUGUAUUCUUCCUAUUCCUUCCAAUAGAUGCUUUAAGUUAUAUCAUAAAGAUACUUUGUUGCUACUCUCACUGCUAAUUACCUUGGCUGUGAAACAAAUAGCUUUCACUGAUUGCAGCUAGGAUUUUUAGUGAAUUAAACUGUUGCUGUUAGGCUAUUGAAUGUAACUAAUAAAUAAAAUAUACAAAAAA